Messenger RNA from Gilbertella persicaria, 1137 nucleotides. RefSeq names its product WD40-repeat-containing domain protein. Gene Ontology annotation, biological process: carbon catabolite repression of transcription. NCBI's taxonomy places the organism in Eukaryota, Fungi, Mucoromycota, Mucoromycetes, Mucorales, Choanephoraceae. The transcript has 6 exons. Gene Ontology annotation, molecular function: protein binding. Gene Ontology annotation, cellular component: cell division site; cell tip; nucleus. Bases 1 to 1137 code for a protein of 378 amino acids. The record is from RefSeq and is a predicted model, not a curated record.
AUGAUUAGAUGGAUACCUGGCUCAGAUGAUUUGUUUGUAGCCACAUUUAAGAAUGGGUGUGUUAUGAUCAUGGACAAAGAAAGGGACGAUCAGUCAUUUAGUAUACCUGAGCCAACAACAUGGGUAGAAUCUCAAUUUACUGCAUUGAGACCCCACAAGAGCUCGAAAUAUAACCCUGUAUCCUGCUGGAAAAUAAGCACAAAAGGAUUGACAGAUUUUGCAUUCAGUCCAGAUGGAGUUCAUUUAGCUGUUACUGGUGUUGAUGGCCAAUUAAGGGUGAUUGACUUUAGAAAUGAAAGAUUGCUUGAUGUCUAUUCAAGUUAUUAUGGUAAACUCAACUGUGUAGACUGGAGUCCAGAUGGUCGCUAUAUAUUGACGGGUGGGGAAGAUGACCUUGUUACAUUAUGGUCCUUUUUAGAAAAGAAGAUGGUUGCUCGAUGCCAAGGCCAUAAAUCAUGGGUGACAGGUGUUGCUUUUGACCGUUGGAAAUGUGAUGAGCAAACUUAUCGAUUUGCAAGUGUAGGUGAGGACUGCAACUUGAUAUUUUGGGACUUCUCUUAUAGUGCACUUCAAAAACCAAAACAUCCUCGCGUGGUUGCUUCUUCACCCACUUCACCUACAUCUAAAAAAUCACCUAUUUUGCAAUCAUCAUCUUCACCGCCACCGCCACCACCACCAGCACCUCAGCCCAUACCACCCACACCAGCACCUUUAGCACCGCUUUUAGUGGAGCGGAAAAAGUCAUUAAAGACACACAGACUCUUUCGAGGCUUUUCUUCACCUGACACAUCGACUAUUCUGAGUAGCAGUAGUACAAGCAGCAACAGCAGUAGUACUGUAGGCUCCUCAUUUAGUCGAUUCAGAAAACGGUCUUCUCGGUCUCAUAAUUUGUUUAGCAAUAGUAGUUCCAACACAGAUUUUACGGCUGCUCCUGUGGAAGAUACAGUAGAAGAACAAUGGAAGCAGCAACAUUUGCCUGUCUUGCAUCCUCCUUUAAAAAAGAAUCAAGCAGCUAUCUUACAGCCAACAACCAUUAGAGCAAUUCAUGCUGACCCUUGCUUGUCUGUUACUUUUAGACAAGAUACAAUUGUAACAACAGACAGAAGAGGUCGAAUUCGUACUUGGGGCAGGCCUUAA